Molecule: messenger RNA, 776 nt
Organism: Vitis vinifera (wine grape)
Lineage: Eukaryota; Viridiplantae; Streptophyta; Magnoliopsida; Vitales; Vitaceae
Exons: 2
Coding region: 274-561 (95 amino acids)
Source: RefSeq, a predicted model, not a curated record
GAUUCAAACCGACAUGCCACGUCCCUCCAACUUCUUUAAUGGUACGUGUGGUCACUUUAUAUUGACUCUCAAGCACCAGGACAGACAGAGCCAAGUUGCAUUCACAUUACAAAUCAUUCAAUCAGAUCAGCAAAUGGGCAAUCAAUAUACCUCAAAGGUUCCUUUUUCUCCAUCUAUAAAUAGGGGUUACUCACACUUCACUCAUCCAUCCCUCCAGCAAACAAGCUUCUUUUGAGUCUCUCAUUGCUUCCCAGUUUUCAUUCCCCUAAAGUAAUGGCUUACUCCAAGACGUUUCUCCUUCUGGGUCUUCUAUUCGCUGUUGUCCUUAUCCUCUCCUCUGAGGUGUCGGCCAGAGAGCUAGCCGAGGCUGCACAUACCCAAGGGAGUGUGGAAGACGCUAAGUCCUGGGGACAUGGGCAUGGCCAUGGACAUGAACACGAGCAUGGCCACUGGGGACAUGAACAUGGGCACGGCCAUGGGCAUGGGCAUGGGCAUGGACACCACGGCCAUGGUGGUGCUGGUGAGACUGUGGAGAAUGAAACUGAAGCUGGCGAGAAUUAGAUAGCAUUUCUAGCUGCUGUAUUUUCACGCCCAUGGGUGGAAGUAGGUUGUGUGGUUUAUGUGAGUUUGUAUGUGAAUAAGGCAUGUGCUUGUCAGUGGUUGCCACCAAUGUUCCUCUAGGAAGAUGGUUGUGUUGCUUUGACAAGAUGUUAAAGCAUGUGUGAAACUUGCAGAUGUCAACUUAAUUAUUGUCCUGAAAUUAGAACUUUUUCCAA